AUGUUCGCCUCACGAAACAACGAAAAUGCCAUCUACGAGCAGCAACAGGCCGCCGCCGCCAAACCCCUGAACCAAGGAGUCAAAGGCCUUGCUCCCAAGACUCCCGCCAACAAGCCUCCUAAGACGCCCUUCGGGAAGGGCAGGAAUGACGAGAAUGCUGCUUUGCUGUUUGGAAAAGAUGGCGGCGCGAAGGAGGGGAAAGCUGAGCGCAAUGCCUUCGUGACGCCAGCUAACCCACGCACGCGAGCACCAUUAGGCAACAAAACUACCAACGCCAAAGCCUUCCAAACCCCAGCACCGCUUCUCGCCCCCGACAAGCCAAAAGACGGAGACCGCCCUUCUUCCACCAAGCCCACCAGCCCACGUCUGCGCCGUAGCAAGAUCAAGGUCCACGAGACAGCAGAGAAUGUCCUUGCCCAAGAUCCUGAGGAGCGAGAUGUCGAGUACAUGCCACCUCGCGAGGUGCCAAAGGAGGAGGACUACGACGACAUCUGUCCUCGAGACCGCGAUUACUCCAUGCUUAAGGGGAAGAACUUGACAAGAGGCUGGCUCAGCGAGUACCUGCCCAAGAAAGAGGACAACGGUGACGACGAUGAGCUGAGUGACUUUGAGGAGAAAUAUCAGAAAGCUGUGGAACGGGAGAAGAAGGAGCUCGCGGCGAAGAAGAGGCCUUUGAGUUCGAAAGGAACGAAUGCUACUGGAUCGAAGGCAGCUCCAGCGACGAUGAGAGCGCAAAAUGCUGCGUCUGCACUUUCAAGCCGACCAAGCAAGCCACUUGUGCGGAAGUUUGGUGCGUCAACCACCGCCGCGAAGGCUCGCCAACCCAUGACCUCUUCCUCUACGGCAACCAAGAAGCCCAUUUUCGAGAAGGGCAACCCUCGCUUCACAGCCGCCAAAGCCGCAUCCAACAGCACGAUCGGCUACUCCAAAGGUCGCGUCGUGUCUGCCCAUCGACGACCCCUGUCAGACAUUCACUCGCAACCAGAGCCGAAAGAAGAGAAGACCACCUUGGACCAGCUUCUCAAUCUCGGUAGCAUGGAAAUCGCAGACGAAGAUGCCGACCUGGGCUUGACCAGUCCAAAUAAAGGCAUCGAUCAACUGGUCGAAGACGACGAACCAGAAGUCUUCCAGCUUGAACCCCCUCAGGAAAUCUGA
Molecule: messenger RNA, 1155 nt
Organism: Zasmidium cellare ATCC 36951
Lineage: Eukaryota; Fungi; Ascomycota; Dothideomycetes; Mycosphaerellales; Mycosphaerellaceae
Exons: 2
Coding region: 1-1155 (384 amino acids)
Source: RefSeq, a predicted model, not a curated record